AUGGCAGAAACACAUUAAUAGAAAAAGAUUUAAGUAUUAAUUGCAGCAUCCGGAAGAAUUUAAAAAGAAUAUUAAUAGUAUAAAAAUGAAAUUAAACUAUUCGAAAACAUUAUAUAAGGAAUAGAAAAUAAUGAAUAAAACGAAUCAUAUAUAAAGAAAUAUGUAACCAAUUAUUUUUAUUAUAGAAUGAAUUAUUAGUUGAAUCAAAAAGCAUGUUGCCUAAUACAUUUUUAAGAUUGGAAGAAAACAAUUAAAACUGAUUGAUUUAUUAGCCGAAUCUGGAUAGAUAAAUGAGCAACUAAAAGAAGAAGCAUUAUAAUGCAUAGAUCAAGCCUAAUUGUUCCUUAAUUUUAUAAAUCCUGUUAUGAUUUGA
Messenger RNA from Paramecium primaurelia, 373 nucleotides. The record is from the annotation of a GenBank genome assembly. NCBI's taxonomy places the organism in Eukaryota, Ciliophora, Oligohymenophorea, Peniculida, Parameciidae.